Molecule: messenger RNA, 1212 nt
Organism: Penicillium brasilianum
Lineage: Eukaryota; Fungi; Ascomycota; Eurotiomycetes; Eurotiales; Aspergillaceae
Source: the annotation of a GenBank genome assembly
AUGAAAUCUUCAACGAAUAUCACUUUCGCAUUCCUCGCAACCGUCUCCCUCGGUCUCUCCCUCCCAGAUGCAUCCCCAAUCCUCAAUGCCCGCGCCUCAAUCUGCACCCCCAUCGCCGGAGGAUCCUCCUCCACCGACGACGUGCCCUCCAUCACAUCCGCAAUCGCGUCCUGCAGCAGCGGGACAAUCGUGAUCCCAUCCGGAACGACAUACUACCUCAACAGCGUGCUGGAUUUCGCCGGAUGCAGUGGCUGUGAUUUCCAGGUCGAGGGGCUGUUGAAGUUUAGCUCGUCGACUAGUUAUUGGAGUGGACGGACGGCGAUGAUCAACGUCAAGAAUAUUAGUGGGUUGAAGAUACGGUCGUUGACGGGGAAGGGGGUUAUCGAUGGGAACGGGCAGAACGCAUGGGAUCUUUUCGCUUCGGAUAGUAGUUAUGCGCGCCCAACACUACUCUACAUAACCGGCGGCUCGGACAUAACAAUCUCCAACCUCCGCCAAAAGAACCCGCCGAACGUCUUCAACUCGGUCAAAGGCGGCACAUCCAACAUCGCCUUCACAUCCCUCACAAUGGACGCAACGUCCAAAAGCACCAACGCCCCCAAAAACACCGACGGCUUCGACAUCGGCGCCAGCACGAACGUCCUCAUAAACAACGUCCACGUCACCAACGACGACGACUGCGUCGCCUUCAAGCCCGGCGCAAACGGGGUCACCGUCACGGACAUAACAUGCGUCGGCAGCCACGGGUUAUCCGUGGGCUCGCUGGGGAAGAGUUCCGACGAUACCGUGAAGAACGUGUACGUGUCCGGCGCGACGAUGGUCAAUUCGACCAAGGCGGCGGGGAUCAAGACGUACCCCUCUGGGGGGAGUCAUGGACAGUCGACCGUUUCGAAUGUGACGUGGACCGGGGUCGUCGUUGACGGGUGUGAUUAUGCGAUUCAAAUUCAGAGUUGUUAUGGGGAGGAUGCGAGUUAUUGUGCAGAGUACCCCGGGGAUGCGGACUUGAGUGGAAUUGUGUUUGAUGGGUUUAGUGGGACGACGAGUGGGAACUACGGGUCUGUCACUGGGAAUUUGAAUUGCGGUGCUGAUGGGACGUGUGGGGUGAAGGUGAGUUCGUAUACUGUCAAGGCGUUGAAUGGUGGGGAUGAGGUGCUUUGUGCGAAUACUCCGUCGAGUUUAGGGAUUACUUGUACUUCGGGGGCAUCCGGUUAG